UGGUUCCGUCUUCCAGACUUGCUCGACGCUCGAGCUGCUCACCGUGCAGUGGCUCACGAAGAGGAUGGCCGCAUUUUUGUGACUGGUGGCGAAAACGAGUUCGGUCAUGAAAUGGAUCUGGUCGAGUACUGCACCCUUCCAGUCGGCAACUCUGCAGAACCUUCAGAAGCACACAGUUUCCUCACCUGGCGUCGAGCGGCACCGAUGAAUCUGAAACGCAAAUACCAUGCUCUGGCCUACGCAAAGGGCAAAAUUGUGGCUGUAGGAGGUUUUAUCCAACGCCGAGAAGUCACGCGGACAGUUGAGGAUGAAUACCAGAAGCCAGAACAGUGA
This is a messenger RNA of Dibothriocephalus latus, 333 nucleotides long. NCBI's taxonomy places the organism in Eukaryota, Metazoa, Platyhelminthes, Cestoda, Diphyllobothriidea, Diphyllobothriidae. The record is from the annotation of a GenBank genome assembly.